Echinococcus granulosus is the source of this 222-nucleotide messenger RNA. RefSeq lists its product as hypothetical. NCBI's taxonomy places the organism in Eukaryota, Metazoa, Platyhelminthes, Cestoda, Cyclophyllidea, Taeniidae. The coding region runs from base 1 to 222 and encodes 73 amino acids. The transcript has a single exon. The record is from RefSeq and is a predicted model, not a curated record.
AUGCAUAUAUUAUAUAAAAUAAUGAGUAGUACGAGAAAUGCUCACACUCAUAGCAAUGCAUGUCACAUUGCAAAACAUUUCUUAUUGUCGAAGUAUAAAGCAUCAAUAAUUUUGUGUAUUGUUAAUUUUGUUUUGUCGGAGAAAAACAAAACAUUGAUCGUUUCAUUUACGCAACUGCAAGAAGGCAAUAAAUCAUCGAAAUCUUUCGAUGCAUGGGCAUAG